AGCUUGGGGUGUGAGGAGCGGCGCCCGGGAGAAAGCGGGUCUUCUCUGCUCGGGACAGUGGCGCAGUCUCCGGCCGGGCGGGAGGCCUCCCUGCCUCACUCUUCCUCGCUAAAGACCGGUGGAGUUUGUUUUCUAUCGGAACAAGUGGCGAAACAAUGAGCGCAUCCACUGCAGUCUCGUUUUCAGGAAGACUGAUUUAGUACAUGGGCAAGUGACCGAAAGGCAGGCUCCCGUCCGCCAGGCCUACGGGCUGUUUCCAGGCAGGAGACUCCUCCGCCGAGACGGCAGGCGGCACCCAGUCGGACUCUGUCGCCGCGCUGUCCCCUGUCCCGUGAAGUGACUGAAGCUCGACGUGAGCUCCAUGCCCCAGGGAGGAAGAUGGGAUCACGAUCCCAGUUCCCUGCAUUGGGAAAUUAGGACCUAGGAAAUCGGGGGCUUCUCGGUAAUUUAGAGGAAAUACCUGUGCACUCUGCACGAGCGGCACAUGGCCCCCAAGACCCCAUGAGAAGAUCCGGGAAGUCCCAGCAAACAUCAAAUCAGACACAAACAGAUUCCCCAUCCCCUAAUCCUGUGUCACCAGUGCCUUUGAAUAACCCAACAAGUGGCCCAAGAUAUGGAACUGUGAUACCCAAUCGCAUCUUUGUAGGAGGAAUUGACUUUAAGACAAAUGAAAAUGAUUUAAGAAAAUUUUUUUCCCAGUAUGGGUCUGUAAAAGAAGUGAAGAUCAUAAAUGACAGAGCUGGAGUGUCUAAAGGGUAUGGUUUUGUCACUUUUGAAACACAAGAAGAUGCACAAAAAAUUCUGCAAGAGGCUGCAAAACUUAUUUAUAAAGAUAAGAAACUAAACAUUGGUCCAGCAAUAAGAAGACAACAUGUAGGGGUCUCUCGUUCUAGUGUAAUGCCAGCUGCUGGAACGAUGUAUCUAACCACUUCAACAGGACAUCCUUACACUUACCAUAACGGCGUGGCUUACUUUCAUACUCCAGAGGUAACUUCUGUCCCAUCACCUUGGCCUUCACGUUCCAUAUCUAGUACUCCUGUGAUGGUAGCUCAGCCUGUUUAUCAGCAGCCUGCGUAUCACUACCAGGCCCCAGCACAGUGUCUACAAGGACAAUGGCAGUGGGGUGUUCCUCAGUCUCCUGCCUCUUCUACUCCAUUCUUGUACCUACAACCUUCUGAGGUAAUUUAUCAGUCCAUAGAGAUUGCACAUGAUGGUGGAUGUGUUUCUCCUCUACUAUCUCUGAUGGAAGCUCCUGUUCCAGAGCCUUAUUCUGAUCAUGGAGUUCAAGCAACAUACCACCAGGUUUAUGCUCCAAGUGCCAUUGCUAUGCCUGCGCCUGUGAUGCAGACUGAAGCAAUUAAAACAGUGUGGAGCACUCAUUAUUAAGACAACUGGGUGGCUCUAGUCCAUCCUGACUGAUUUCUUGUCCAGUGAUCCUUGAGCGAUCAAGAUCCUGCUCCAAGGCACCGGCUAGAAGCUCCCCAUUGUGAAAUUUAGGAUUAGUCAGUGUCUCAACAUACUUAUUUAUUCCACUGUAAGCUAUCUAAAUUUUAUGAAAUUUGGUAUUUCAACUGUUUUACAAAAAUUAUUUAGGUAUAUGUUGUAUGUUGGUUUUUUAUGUGUUAAUCUAACAGUAGUGACAUUUUUUACAACUUGUUUUAUCCAUUCCUAAAUAACAACCACAUUGGGAAUAGUGAGAUAUCUUUAAUUUUUUCUGCUUUGUAUUCUUUUCAGGCUUUUAGAUACUAUGUUUCACAUUCUUCUUUGUUUUAAUAUUUAGGAUAAGAAUCACUUCUCAUUCCAAUAGAAUUUUUAAUACUUCUAUACCUUUUAGAGCAUAGUAUGUUAUUUAGCCGUAAUGAUUUACUGUUACUGCUUUGUUACUUUGUCAUUUAAUAUGCUUUUAAUAUUUUAUUUAUGUUACUGUUACUCCUUAUUUAAUUUUUUUUCUGCCAUGGUUAUUAUAAUUUAAAUAGUAUUUACACUUAUUUUAUUAUAAUAUCUCCCAAAUAUUAAAAAUACCACACACAUGAUCAACAUAUUUGCUUUUUCAUGUGAUUAAUUUGACUAUAUUAAAUUUUUCUCUAAUGCUAGCGAUAAUACUGUAACCUACAACAUACAUUUGGUAACAAUUUUAUAUAAUAUAGAGCUACCUCAUGGAAUUUUGGUAAAAGAAGGGCUCCCCUCUGACAGGCUCCCAUAACACUGACCGACAUUCCACUGGAUUAGGGUGCCUAGAAUGCUUUCAUCUUACAACCUUUUCUUAUUUUUUACCAGUAUACUCAAUUAUAUAUGUGACAUUGUUAAAAGUACAAUUGUUUUUAUAAAAUGCAAAAUUAUUUCUUAAACCAAAGGAAAUGUUAGAUUCUGAUUCUAAAGCCAAUUCACAUUAUAAAAUUGGGAAAUGGCAGGGGAACUAUUGUUCAAAAGAUACAAAACAAACCAGAAGAGGUUUUAAUCACUAAAAUGUCUGUAGCGGUAUAAGAAAUAUCCCUUUUAUAUUCAUUUGCAGUUCUUCCACUAACUUUCUAAUUUUAGAAGAGAGGGGAAGCUCAUAACUGGCAUUACUUUAAUAAAUCUCUGUCUUCCCUCUCCUGUUCCAGCUGCAAAUGUAUUCUCUACUCAGCAGCAGCAGAAACAGGAUAUAGACCCCAGAGUUUUUCCAAGUGUAUCAAAUAGGGUGUUUUCCUUUGAAACCAUGAGUGCAUCUGCCAGUCAGAUGGUAGGAACCUGUGGAUGAAUACUAGCGUACAAGGACCUCAUGUGCAUUAAUUAUUCUCAUUUAUAGAAAUAUAAAUAGACUAAGUUCCACAAUGAAAUUUCAAAAGUUUUUGUUCUGUAAGUACAAACAUUAUUAACCACUGAUGUUAGAGAUCAUCUUUUAAUAGCAUUAUCCUUGAGAAUAAAAAAGUUGAUUGUUUUGAUAUUCAGAUAUUCAACAUGAUACUAAACAAAUGCUGGACUGUUAAUAAAAGUGAUAUAUUAUUGGGCAAGAAAUUUUGAUAAUAAUUGAUACCCAAGUGUGUUUCUUCCACUGAGUUAUAUAGAUUAUAUGCGUUCACACCACUUAUAUUAUGUAUAUGUACACCUACAUAGAUUAUGUGUGCUCUGUAUACACAUUAUAUAUACACAUAUACAUAUAAUUCAUACAUGUACUUUCUUAGAAUUUAGCUUUAUUUUGAGAUGCUGAUAAAACUAAAGAAUUUAUUGACAAUCUGAAUAUAUGGGUGAUAUCUUUCUUAAUGACCUAGUUUGAUAGUGAAAACAUACUUCUAAAAACAGAUUGAGAAGACAAAACCUUUCUUUAUAUCUAAGAAGUGUAGCCCAUUUUCUUUUUUCUAUUUUGUAGUAUAUCUUCAAUCAAUAAUUUUGAAAAGCUUUUACUUAGUACACAAAAAUUUCAAACUGGUAAACUAAUAAAUUAUGGAUUUCCAAUUUUAUCAUUCUUUGUAAGGAUUCUGCUUAAAAUAGCAUCAAUUAAUGUAAUGCCAAGACUGAUUAUAACUAAAUAAAAGUACAUAGUAACAGACUGAAUAGAUAAGAUAUUUAAGGUAUCACUGGUGAACGACACCAUAUUUACAUCUUUUUAAAAAACAUCUAAUUUAUGAAUUUUCCAUCUGUUGAUUUGUCUGUUUUCCUCAUUGAUAAUGUAUUUCUUAGUUAACAGAACCCAAAACUUGAUGAUUUAAUGUUUCAUUGAUAAUUUUCUGAGUGAAGCUAGUAUGUCAACCCCAGGUUUACAUUUCUAUCAAGGUGUGUACCUAUAGAGUAACUGUCAUUUAGUAUUUCUAUAAAGGUGCUGUCGGUCAUAAAUAUCUCUUUGGUGUGCUUCUUGUCUUUGGAGAGCAAGAGAAAGUGACCUCUCUAUACUUAGAGACUAAAGCCCUCCAUCCCUCCUCUGCUAGUCUUCUCACAUCAGCUCUUUUUCUUAUUGAUGGUUGCUCAUCGGAGAAAAUGUGGGGGACUUUAGAUUCUUCUCCAUUUCUUUCUUCGUGGAAUAGUGGCAAUAAAACAUAUCUCUAAUGGAGGGAAAUUUUAGGAGAUGCUAGUUUUGUAUUAUUUUGUUGUAUAAAAAGAGGUUUUCCUGAAGCUUUCAGGGUUCAAAGUGUUCCAAAUUUCUUAGCAUGUAUUUUCUCCCGUGACUUACACUGACAAGUUUCGUGGCAUUCCCUUAGAGUCUUGUCAUUCGUAGGUUUUGGUGCUUUGAAAAGCAUUUUCCCAUUGGAAAUUUCAGGAUAGAAAUGAAAUUAUACACCUCCUCUUCUGUGAGUCCCUAAGCCUACUAGUUGGCUCUUUCAGUCUGAGGACAACACCUGUCUACCUACCUAUCUCCUUUCCAGCUUGUUCUCCAAGUACCUCACCCUUGUUUUGGAUCAACUGGAAAAAAAAAAAUGUGCUGACAUUUAGAAAGGCCUCCCUUCGCUCUGGCUUUCCCCUUUUCUGGCUACUCGCAUUCUCAGGGAUCUCUAUUUUCAGCUUCUAUAGGAUUCUUCCAAAUUUUUUGAGAAAACAACUUUUUGGCACAUUUUUUAUUAGUGAAUAUUGGUUAUACAGAUUGAGUUUCAUUUUCUCAGAUUCAUACAUGCACAAAACAAACUUUGAUCACCUCUGCAUCGCCCUAGACUCUUCUCAUCCACCUAAUUCAGUUAACCUUCUUGGCUGAAAAUGAUAGGACUUAGGAUAUUUAUUAUGUACCCAUUUCUGCUUUCAUUUUCAAAUAAAGUAUUAAGCUAAAAAAUCCAAUUAGGAAUACUUACUUUUGUAAGAGCAUUACCAAAUUCCAACUAUAUUAUAAAUGAUGUUUAAGUUCACAAGUUCUCUCUAUAAAAAAAAAACACACUGAUAUUGAGCUAUAUAAAUAGAGUUCUAGAUUUGGGAAGUUUCUCAAAAGCAGGAGAGAAAAAAUAUCUUCCCCUGUCCGACUUCCCUAAAAUGUGAUUAGAAACCAUGUCCAUUAACCCAAAAGAUUUAAUCCCAUUUGAUAGAAUUUUUCAUAGUAUAAUGUAACAUGAUAAACUUCAGGCAGUAUGAGGAAAGAUAUUUUGGCUUAAUUAAUCCAGCUUAAAUGCAUCUAAUUCAUACUUUAGAAUUCCACUCUUGGUUUUCACACCUUCUUCCUUCUUCCAUUUCCAAACCCAUUGAUAGUCUUCAAUCUCCAAGUUUUUCCACAAUGGUUUCUAAUAAAAGCACGAGCAUUUUGGAAGUACAAGCAUGAAAGAGACCCAAGCCACUUUUGCUUGAACUUUAAUCCUCAAUUAAUUUUGUUUUAUAUAUUAUAUAUAUUUUGAGAUAAAUUUGAAAGGUGACAGGCAGAGUUACUUUUUGUGAUUAAAUCCUAAAGAUCAGUGGAAUUAGGAAGGGUAUGUUAACACAAAAUUUUUUGUAUAUUUUAAAAGAGCCUUGUUUCCUCAAAGGAUGUCAUAGCCACAACCCUAGGUAAUAAUGAUAUGCAGACAUUUUGUGCUGCUCUUUAGCAGACUUGUAUUUGGGAGGACUGGUUCUGUCAUAGCUGUGAGUUAGUUCGUAAAGUAUAUUCUCUGGCAGGUGGGGCCUGCGGUGUUUACAGUAAUAAACUUUCACUCAUAAAACAUUUUAGAUAAAAAUAUUUCUAAGUUCAUCCUUAAAUAUCUCAUACUAUUUGUCAGUCCAUUGUAUCAUCAUUCUGUUUUGUCAUAUCUGUUUGAAUAUAAUCUGGAUCAUCUGACACUUAAGGCUUUGUGAUUAUCUAAAGUCCAUUUAUAGAAAUGCCUGGCUGAUUAGAGCUUGCUUGUAUCAUACACGUGCACAUGCAUGCAUACCAGAACAGCAAGGGAAUGUGAGUCAGAACAGCCAGUAUCAUUGUAACAUUCCUCAUUAACAAGCAGUGUGGCACCCAUUCUAGGCUGGGAACCUAAGGCUAGGGACAUGUUCUCAUUUUUUUUAACAAAUGGCUCUUUGCAGCUUUAACAGAUAUUGUUCUAUUUCUUUGUAAACGGUAUCAAGUAACAACUGAUAAAUCCCCACGUGUAAUUAACAGAUCAAGCCUCUAGUGACAAAUGAUAUCUGUAAAGAGGCUAAUGCUCUCUGGAAGUGGGGUUGCGGGGAGGGAUGAGAAACAAGAGCCUUUAAAAACACAGUACUUUUUAGAUAUAAUUUUUGUUCUGUCCAAUAAAUGUGGACCAUUUUUGUUUAGUCACUAAAAUGUCAAUUCUAAUCUCUUAAAUAGUAGAAGUCUGAAUCAGAAAAUAUUUCAAUUCUAAAAUAAGGAAAUAAAUUAUAAUAAACAUGAAAGUGUUUACUUACAUUUUUAUCAGUAACCUAAGAAUAAACCAGUUCCCUAAUCAAAUAGUGGAAAUAGUUACUCCAGAAUUUUAACUUUUUAGGUUGUCAUGGAAAUUUUUCUUUAAAAGCACUGUGCAAGUCAGCAUUCUUAGAAAUGUAAGGAACAUAAGGUGAGAAAAAAGAGCUUCUAAGUAUCGCAGAAAGACUUUAAUUCCUCUGAGAGCAAAAGGUAUCUAUACCCCGUGCCAUUUAACCUUGGGAACAGGGCAUAUUUCCACGUUUUCAAAAUCAUAAAGUCUAACAGAAACAUGUCUUUUGUUGUUGUUUUCCAUUCCUGCUUAAUAGCUACAAUGUAAGCAUUUAUCCAUCUUUGUAUAGAAUCUAUGUAAUAUUUGCUACUUUUGGAAAGGAUUAUUCAAGAUACAUAUACAUAUCCAUGUCACUUUUAUUUUGUAUAAUUUGAUGCAAUUCUAAAAUACAGUGGUCAAAAUAAUUGUCUACUUAAGUCUUAGCGCAAAAAUUGUAAAAGUGCCUAAGGCUAAAUAUAGCCUAAUGUCACAAUUGUCUCACAACACUGAU
Messenger RNA from Heterocephalus glaber (naked mole-rat), 6840 nucleotides. The record is from RefSeq and is a predicted model, not a curated record. NCBI's taxonomy places the organism in Eukaryota, Metazoa, Chordata, Mammalia, Rodentia, Bathyergidae.